This is a messenger RNA of Drosophila kikkawai, 925 nucleotides long. RefSeq names its product protein lifeguard 2. NCBI's taxonomy places the organism in Eukaryota, Metazoa, Arthropoda, Insecta, Diptera, Drosophilidae. The record is from RefSeq and is a predicted model, not a curated record.
UGUGCUUGUGGAAAUGGAGCACACUGAAUUAGAUAAACGAUUAACUGGAAAAUGUUGCUUAUCAAAUACAAAAGUAUAAUUAGGCAUCAGACAGUAGUGUCACAGCAGUCGGGCGAUGAAAUGGACACGGUAAUGGUGAUGGAAAAAUCCGAGGUCCCAGGAAUCGCUGUACAAUGUAACCUCCUACUGCCCAAUGGACAUUUCCAAAAAACUUAUGACUUUGACAUAGCGGAUAUUGGUCAGCGACGACUGCUCGUACGAAGGUUCUUUGGGAUACUAAUUGUACAGAUAGCCUGCACUUUGCCCUGUCUGGAGGUGCUACUAAAGUACCCUAUGCCUUAUAUGGAAGCUGUAAUGCCCAUUUCCCUGGUGCUCACCAUGUUCCUAUAUACGUGCUUUUACGUGUGGAGGGAUUGGCGGAGGUUUGCCCCGUACAACUAUCUAGUAUUGCUGCUCAGUACCUUCAUCAGUUCCCUGAAUAGGAGUAUGUAUUUACUGAAUCUGGUGCAGACACAUUGGGUCUAUGCCUAUCCCGUCAUCCUGAUUCUUGAGCUUCUGGCUCUCAUGCUCUACUCUUCCCAGGAGCGUUUUAGAUUUACCCAGAUUCGAGGCAUUUCCAUAAUCUGUCUCGUCUUCGGGUUGUUCCUGCUGCUGGGUUACCGCCUUAACCGAAUGGUGGAGCUUUUCUCUGCCAUGGCCUGCACUGUGGAGGCAUGGUACGUCAUCUAUGACACCCACUUCAUGCUUUGUGGCCGACAUGGGUACAAUAUGGGACCGCAGGAAUGCAUCUAUGCUGCAUGCAACAUUCACUGCGAUCUGCCCAAGGGCUGUUGGCGCCUGAUGAGGAUGCUCUUCUUCAGCAAAAUCGUGGAGGCUAUUCGCAUGUUUCGCGAAUGCUUUAGAACGGAGGUUUGCUAAGAAAUUA